Molecule: messenger RNA, 5107 nt
Organism: Linum trigynum
Lineage: Eukaryota; Viridiplantae; Streptophyta; Magnoliopsida; Malpighiales; Linaceae
Source: the annotation of a GenBank genome assembly
ACGACAUGGGGAGGAGUUAUUCAUAAAUAAUGCGUUUUGAGGGCUUUUUUAUUCCAGUUCUGUCCUUGCUUAUUUUUGGAAACCCCACUUUGUCAUUGCUUGCAUCAUAUCGAGACAGACUCCCCUUUGGCUUCUUCUUUCUUCUCAUUCUGCUUGCUCCCGUCACUCUCUCCUGGCGAACCGCUCACGAGUGAACAGAGCAAUCGCUGGCGUCAUCGACCUGCUAUUAGCACAAGGAAGCUGCCGGAGUUAGCGGAUCGUCUGCUAGGGUCGGUGAGUGAAUCUUCUUAUCUAUUUCUCGUAUCGUGUUCCUCUCCCUCUCUUGCCAUGUUCCACAAAAGUAUUUUCCGAUUUAGGGUUAGAAAAGGGUUUUAAAUACAAGAUUCAUCUUAUAUCCUAUAUCUAUGGAGUUUGCGUACAUUCAAUCCGAAAACAAAAUAAAAGGGUGUUGUUCUCCUGAUUAUUCUGUUUGGUUCAUUUUUAUGUGUUGUGAUGCGCUCUCCUUCUCGGCUUCGGCCGAGGGUUUUUCUUGGCAACUCGCUUGGUCUGCUGUUAUGGAACCAUUUGUGAUGUCGAUUUAUUGGUUUGUUGUUGUUUCUUGGGGCAUUUAUUGUUCUGUUUUGGAACCACUUACUGUUGUUAUGGAACCAUAUGCUUCCCUUUCAAUUUUGUUUUGGGUGCUUUUCUGCAAUGUUCAUGAAAUGGCUCGGUCUUCUCAAUAUGGUUUUUGGAAACACUAGAUAUUGUUUAAUGCAAACCAUUGGGAAGCUUAGUAAGAUGUUCCAUAAAAGUUACGGAUUUCAUGUAAAUGAUUAAUUCAAAAUUUCCUGUCUUGUAAAGGAUGUCGCGUUUGUCCGCAUUGAAUCCGACGCGUAGGCGACAAGUGGUUGCUGCAAUUAGCGCUUUCAUGAAUCUGAUUGUGAUAUAUGUGAGUCUAGGGAUGUAAUUGGCUAAAAUUUUAGAGAAACGACACUCUAGACCUCGACUUGCUAGGCAACCAUUGGAUAGCUACUUGUUUAGGCACUAUGAUAGGCAAAGGCACCUUAGAAACACAACCAGACUAAGUGACACCUAUACCUUUGACCAAGUUAGGAUGAAUCGUACAUUAUUUAGAAGGUUUUGUGAGGUUCUUAUUGUAGAAGGAGGGUUGAAGAAAACUAGGAACGUAGACAUUGAUGAGAUAAUUUAUACCUUUCUCCGUACCAUUUCACAUAACGAGAAGAAUAGGACUUUGCAAUUGGGUUUGCGACGAUCUGGUGAGACUAUAUCUCGAUCAAUUCAUCGUGUGCUGUAGGAUGUUAUUAGAUUGAACAAUCUGCUCAUGAAGAAGCCGGUUCCUAUUCCUAACAACUGUACCAGCAGUAGGUGGAAGCAUUUUAAGGUCAAAUUUUAUGUUUUUCAAUCUUUUUAUUCAACUUUGCUAUGUUUAACAACACUAUAUUUUAACACCUAUUUGUUUCUGUUAAUAGAAGUGCCUAGGAGCCCUAGAUGGAACCCAUAUUGAUGUUCGUCUGUUGACUGAGGACAAACCUAGAUCUUGAGAUAGGAAGGGUGAAAUCUCUAUGAAUGUUCUAGGUGUUUGCACUCCCAACUUGGAAUUCAUAUACUGUCUUGCUAGUUGGGAGGGUAGUGCUCAUGACAGUAGGGUGCUUCGGGAUGCUCUCACUAGACCAAAUGGCCGUGUUGUGCCUGAAGGUACAACAUUUUGAAUAUAGUUCAAUGGAACUUACAUUUGAUAUUGUUCAAUGAAUAGCAUAACUGAAUCUAUAUAUACUUUUGAAUGAAGGAAAUUACUAUCUGUGUUAUUCCGGGUAUGCGAACAGCCCUGGAUUUUUGACCCCAUAUAGGGGUCAAAGAUACCAUCUCCAAGAUUGGGGUAACAGGCAAAAAACAGUUGAUGAGUAUUCCAACAUGAAACACUCAUAUGCUAGGAAUGUAGUAGAGCGCAUUUUCGGAGUUCUGAAGAUGAGAUUUGCCAUUUUGAGAAAUGCAACAUGGUUCACUCCAGAGCAAGUGUCCCGAAUAGUUAUAGCUUGCUGUAUAAUACAUAAUUUUAUCAAGAUGGAAUAUGGGGUUGAUGAGAUUGAAAGAAAUUACCAGGACGAAGAGCCCGAACAGAUUCCUUCAAUUGAUGUGGAGACCAUUGAUGGUACUAGCAUGAAACCGUGCGCACAAUGGACCCAGUUUCGCAAUGAAAAGGCCACUACUAUGUGGGCAAAUAGAUAGACAUGUUAUGAUUUGUUUUGGUACCUUUUGUAAUUUUCCAUGUUUUGGCAGAGCAAUAGGGUGCUGAACUUUAUGGUUUGUUUGGUAGAUCUGGUAGAAGAAACAUUGAAUGCUACCAAGUUGUCCCUUUUGUCAUUUUAUUAAUAUGUAAUGUAGGACAUAUGUCUCCAAAACAUGGUUUGUAAUGUUGUUUAAAUUGCCAAACUGUUUAUCUUAUGCCAUGUUUAUCUCACUUUUGCGUGCUAUUACUAGUGGAAAUGAGUUACAUGUUUAUAUUCUGCCAUCGAGAAAUGCCAUGUCAUGUAUGAAUGUUUUCAGGUAUGGGGAGGAGAAAGAAAGUUGUUGGGGAAACGAGAGAUGACUCCAAAGCAGAAUACAACUUCUAGGAUACCGCCCAUGAUGGUCCCUUCCUGAAUGUUUGUUGGAGCUGACAGAGAGAGGAUUCAUCACCAAUGGAACUUGCAAGAACGGUGUGUUUAAGUAGAUACAAAAGAUGAUGGAGAAGAAAGUGCCCGAAUGUGGUCUAAAAGCAAAGCCUACGAUUCAGAAUAGGUUUAAGAAGCUGAAACACUGGUUUCAUUCGACCGUCAUGAUGCGUGGGCUAAGAGGAUUUGGUUGGGAUCCGGUGCAAGAAUGUAUAAAUGCAGACAAGGCAGUUUGGGACGUAUUCGUUGCGCAAAACCCAACCUGUAAAAGCUAUAAGAGACUUCCAUCCCUACAAUUCGAUGACCUUGCACCGGUGUUCGCCAAUGGACGUGCCACCGGAAGUGGAGGAAUCUUAGGAAAUGGCCCGGAUAUUAAUGUUGAUGCCUCUGAUAGUGGCUCGGAGGAUGAUGAAGACCAUCCGCUCUUUAUGGAUGGUAUGGUCCCUCCUACAACGGAUGAAGACAUGUUUAAUAUCAUAAAUGAGGGUGUGGCAGAGAAGAAUCAGAACUAGAAGAAGAGACCAGCCAAGACUACCCAUGGUGGAUCAUCAAAGAAGAAGAAAGGUCCAACAGCACCAUCCGAUGAUAAUGGCCCUGAAAUGGCACUAAUGAGGUUGCUGAUCAAGGAGUCAUUUGACACAAUUGCUAGAGCUCUAGGAGAGAGUGAGGAGCAUGAAAAUAUGCGAAAGGAGUUAAUGACAUAUUUGGACAAGCUCGAUGGCCUCACCCAACUACAGAAGGUGCAGGGAUUUAGGAGACUCAAUGCCACACCGUCAUAUUUGAAGAGUUUCUAUGAACUGGACGAAGGAAACAGGCUGACCCUUGUUUUUUAUCUGCUGUCAAAUUGAAGAAAGUUAGGAUAUGUAACUGUAUAGGUUUAUAACAUGUCAUGUGUUGUCUAUUUUGCAAAGAGACCCAUGGUUUUUGUCUAUCUGUCAUCCAGACGCACUCUUGAUGACAGUCUUUGCAAAUGGAAGACAACUUUUGUAGAGUACUUUGGUGAAGUGAUCUGUGCAUAUUAGGAACUUUUGUACAACACUACUGGUUAGGAGCUCUAGCAUAUUAGGAACUUUUGUACAGCACUACUGGUCAUGUCUAGUAUAUUAGGAAUUAUUGUAAAUCACUGAUGGUUGUUUGCAACAUUUGGCAGCAUCUAUGGAGCUGGUAUUUAUGGGUUUUCAACAGAUCUGUUGGUCCUAUUAUUCUGCACAAUUUGGCAGCAAGUAUACUGCUGGUUGUUCUUAAACAUUCAACAACAUUUGACAUAGCUCAUCAGCUCAGUUAACACAACAAAGUUCACUAACAAUAGAACACUAGUAUUACACAAAAGUUACAGAAUAAGCUUACAAACAUACAUCAAUCUCAAUGUUCUAAACAAGCAUGAUUACAGAUUAAAAAAAAACUUCCAGCUACAAUAGUACCACACACAACACACAAUCGUCACUAGUUAAUGGUUAAUCAACUCAUCAAUUUAGUUGUUGAUGUCGAUUUUCUUUUAAUCACUUCAACCUCCAUGACAAGGUUGCAUUCCCCACUAGCCCAAUCAGACUCGUGUCUCGACUCACAAGAACACUGUUGUUUAAGCAGCCUAGUGUUCUCCUCCUUCAGUUCAGCUAGUUGAAGCUCUAACUCGGCUUUCCUUUUCAGGUGCAUCUGCUCUCUAUCUCUCAUGGUGCGAAGAUCGCACCAAUCAAAAAAGUCACAGUAGCGACCAACUUGAAAACCAAACAGCAAAAAAUUCCUUUCCGUGAGCUUGAACUUACAUCGGAAAGCACUUGCAACCUCCAUGUUACCAUAAUCAAAUAUCUGUUGAUGAAGAGCCAUUAAAUCCAGUCGUUAAACUUUGGGUUUUAUAUAUACAUACAAUAAAUAAAAAACAUACCUUCGAUUUAUAAGUCGGACAUGACCAAAAUUAACGAUUUGGAUUUCGUGGAGUACUGGAAGUUCGCAUUAUGGCUUCACUUCCACAUUUGCACAAAACAACUCCAUUCACGAGGCCAGAUUGAGAAGCUUGCAUUAUUUCUAUAUCCUGGCAAUGAAGCAGCAAUGGAGGAGGGAGAAGAUGGUCGGAGCUGGGCAUAGAAGGCGCCUCCAGGUAAGAAUCGCCGAUGAGAAUCACUGGGAGGGAGAGGACUCGACAGCAAAGGGCUCCCCACCUUCUGUUCGUGAGCAGAUAGAGUUGGUAGGGGAUUGGGUAUCUAUUAAAUAUAUAAGGAGGCAUUGUAGUAUUUUUGCAAUUUGUGUUCACAAAUACCACAGAAAAAAUAACCCAUUAUUUGGACCAUCCAAACAACACAAUUUAACUUUCAAUUUUCCCAAAUAACACACAAAUUUCACAUUCAUGAUUUGUGAGUUAUUUCACUUUAUAAAUACCACACAAAAAAUUAACCCAUCCAAACGACCCCUUAAGGAUUUGAACCCCCAUUCAUGAAGAACAAUAAAAAUUCAAAAGUUGU